AUGAAGACGGGAACUUCGUAUCCACGGUCAAAACUUUUUUCGCCGCAGUUGAUCAAGUCUUGGAUCUCGGAAUUAGUAAGUUGGCCAUCCUCGACGGCGGAAUCGAAGACGGAUUCGGUGCACUGGGCGGGAUUGAAUGGGCGCGGAACAAAGGCUCCUUUCGGGGCGCGCUCAAAUGGGAAGGAUAUGACUUCUCGGGCCUUGAUUACGCGGCCGAGGACGAAGAGCAGUAGCAUGAAGCAUGGAGGGAUGAUGAAGUUGCAAAAGGUGUUGCAGUGUUGA
Chondrus crispus (carragheen) is the source of this 282-nucleotide messenger RNA. RefSeq lists its product as hypothetical. Bases 1 to 282 code for a protein of 93 amino acids. The transcript has a single exon. NCBI's taxonomy places the organism in Eukaryota, Rhodophyta, Florideophyceae, Gigartinales, Gigartinaceae. The record is from RefSeq and is a predicted model, not a curated record.